Didymosphaeria variabile is the source of this 498-nucleotide messenger RNA. RefSeq lists its product as uncharacterized. The record is from RefSeq and is a predicted model, not a curated record. NCBI's taxonomy places the organism in Eukaryota, Fungi, Ascomycota, Dothideomycetes, Pleosporales, Didymosphaeriaceae. The transcript has a single exon. The coding region runs from base 1 to 498 and encodes 165 amino acids.
AUGGGCACCCCCUCAAACCCCGAAGUGAGCCCCGAAUCAAUUCCCUCCUUCGUCUACCGAGUCCACCGCAAUCGGUCCCAAACCCAGUACGACUUCAGCACUGGCUUCCGCGCCAAGAAUCAAACCACCAUUAUCAACCAGCUCUUCCAUCUCGAUCGCUUUGGUCUGGCCCACCUUCACCAGCAGACGAAUAUCUCUUCGCCGUUUAUCAGCGUUUACAGGAGCCAGGCUCACGCCGAGGAGGUUGCACGCUACUUUGCUAGGCUGUAUGAUGAAGACACCUGGGUCGUCACUAUUGAUACAAAUCAUUUGUCGCGUGGUCCUGUCUUCUGGGCGGCGAAUUUGCUCAAGGGACAGGAGCUGACGGCAGCACAGUUGUGGUUGCAUGAGGGCGAGUACUUGUGUCUGUACCGGAUUAGCCCGCAGGCUAUUCGGGAUCAGACGCGGGUGGUGAGGAAAGAGAGCCGCGACUAUGGGGUCAUCGGUGGCCGUCGUUGA